Messenger RNA from Porites lobata, 1065 nucleotides. Lineage: Eukaryota; Metazoa; Cnidaria; Anthozoa; Scleractinia; Poritidae. The record is from the annotation of a GenBank genome assembly.
AUGAAGAUAAGCAAAAGGAAGGGGAAGAAGUUUAAAAGGCAAACUAUUAUGUCCUGUAAAGUUGCUAAGUUACUUUCAUAUGAGAAAUUGAUGGCAUUUGUUAAGUCUAUAGACAAAGGUUGGGUUGGAAAUGUAAAGGAAGAUUUUUGCUAUGACUUAAAUGAGGAUGAGAAAGUGAAUGGGUGUUACAGAUCUUUAACACAAUAUUUGCCAUUUCUGGCAUCAUUCUAUUUAAAGGUUGCUCAGGAGAAUCUCGUAUGGUUUAAUAAUGAGAUCAACACUUUUCAUGUGGCGCUGGGUGGUGACGGGGCCCCUUUUGGGAAAGACGACACCGCCUGUUCAUGGCUGGUGAGUUUCCUUAAUAGGGGUAAACACAUCUUAAGUAACAGUGAAAAUUUUCUUAUUUUUGGGGCAAACUGUUCAGAAAGUUCGCCUGUUGUUCAGCGAUAUGUUAAAUUUCUUUUUCGCGAGAUGUCAGAAAUUGAGAAGAAAACAUUCCAGGUUAAUGGAUCAGAGGUCAGGUUUAUUUUUUCCGAAUUUCCAAAUGACCUUAAAAUGCUUGCUUUUUUAGCUGGGGAGUUGUCAGUCAGUGCAACUUACUUUUCAACUUUUAGCAAUGUCAAUACCAGUAAUUGCGAUGUUAUCAGUGGGACAUUUGGACCAGGUCCUACACACACACGGCAGUCAUGGGAAUACAAUCAAAGGGUUGCCAUAUCUAAGGAGGUUGAGAAGUUGAAACUUAAACUUGAAAAGCAAAAAGGUUCUAAGGUUACAAAGAGAAACAAGAUAACAAGCUUUAUUUCUGACCAAAAGAGCAGACAGGAAUUUGUGCCCUUAAUAGGGCAGUUUAUUGAUAGGGCCCACAUAGAACCUUUACACCCAAAGAACAAUGCAUGCCAGCAGCUUUUUAGAAGAAUUCUUUAUGAAAGUAUUGGCAAAUCAGCUCUUGACAAAUCAGUGGUGAAUUUUGAACAAGUUCCCAAUUCUGCCCCAUUUAGUAGACUUGUAAACUGUCUACAAAAUAAAGCGAAGUUGCCUCGUCUUGCCAAAAGGAUAAGACGGUAG